Messenger RNA from Podospora anserina S mat+, 1809 nucleotides. RefSeq lists its product as uncharacterized. The transcript has a single exon. NCBI's taxonomy places the organism in Eukaryota, Fungi, Ascomycota, Sordariomycetes, Sordariales, Podosporaceae. The coding region runs from base 1 to 1809 and encodes 602 amino acids. The record is from RefSeq and is a predicted model, not a curated record.
AUGAAAUUGACGCAGCUUGUAGUAUCCUGGACGGUGCUGGUGGGCUCAGCCCUCGCUCAAAACCCCGACCCCUUGACCUUCACCCAGAUCAACAGGGUCUGCGAGAAUGAUCGUCUGCUCCGGGCAGUUCGCUUCCGCGAGGCUGUCAACCAGGACUGGCUCGACGCGGUGCGAUACUGCUCCUCUCUUGUUUAUGCCCGGACCAGGACAUCAACCAUCACGCUGAGCUUCGACCUGGCUAGCUUUGGAGUGCAAAGGGAGACUAUUUCGACUACAGAAACCACGACUCUCCCUGAUGUCCGGGUGACCAGCACCACCAGCACCACCACGACUUCUUCCACCACCACCACAAGCACGUCGGCUACUUCGACACUGGUCUGCGGCGGAGUCCACGUUGUCGCGGCUGGGGAUACAUGUUACUCGAUCUACUCGGCGUAUGGCCUCACCUUCAGCCAGCUGCGGGACCUCAACCCCGGCAUCAACCGGUUCUGCAGCAACCUUGUAUUGGGUGCGCGUCUGUGUGUGGGCGUCCUCUUGAACGGAGGCAACCCAUCCACGACGACGACGACCACCACCACAACGUCCACUUCGGGAACCAUCACCUCCUCGCCAACCUUUUUCGUUCCCAAGGCCAAGCGCAGUGACGCGCCCGAGGCCGAGUACUGCGCAGAAGGAGAGGCGCCUGCUGUUGCGCGGCCAGCUGUCUGGGAGGCCGAGCCGGUCAAUCGGGUCAACUACGCCUGCUCCUGUAUCAUGUGGAGAGACGUGUCGGUCCACCCGAUCCAGACGGUCCUCAUCUCUCCCACAGCCUUCCGUGUGUCGGUUUUCAACACAGCCGAUCCCACAGGGACCACCACGACCCGGUCCAUCAGCGUCAUCACAGCGUACAGCACCAUCACGGUCGACGUAUUCACUGGCACCACGGCGACACCCAGCACCUCGAUCACCACGUCCACUUCGACCUCGACCACCAGCAGCGUCACCUUUACCACGCUGCCCAUCGUGACUGCAUUCCGUUCCUUCCAGUGCAAUGUCGGCGACGCUUUUGCCCAGUGCUGUGUUGCCGGUGGCUUGUUGGGUGGACUUAUCGGUCUCGGAUGUGAGCUCACUACCCUUCUUCCCCUUCCUUCAUCAAGCGCUGCUGACCAUGACAAAAAAAAAAAAACAGGCGAUGGUGAAUUCGUGCUCAGCCACGCGCCGUGCCCAGCUACCCAAGCCGUCCCUCUUUGCUGCAGUGAGCUGCAGGUGAGUACCCUUUUUCUGGCGUCUCAAACGAGACCAAGCAUGGCUGACACUUGCUGGAAAAGCCCGGCGAUGGUGGAUCGACGACAGGUUCCGACUGCUACCUGCCCACCCCAGUCAUCAACGGUCGUGCCGCCCUUCCCACACCGUGGUAGGGCGUUCACAUCAUGUAAUAUGCGCCAUGGAUCUGGAGGCUCUGUCUUUCUUCUCGUCAUUUCUUCACAUUUACACUUGUUUGCGCGUCCUUGGCUUUUUGAUAUUUUAUUUUUUCGCUUCGUGGAAGAGAGAAUGUACCUACUACGGGUCUGUUUAGUAAUAAUUUUGCAAAGAAUGAAAGUGACCGUUUGUUGGAAUGUAAUUCUCACCGAGAAAUAUAUGCAAGAGGUCGAAGCGAGGGGUUCACGUGAUAGCCUUGGCAUUUUGUGGGGUGGUGGAAAACCCGCGUCAUAUGUACCACGAAGUGGUCCUUCUCAGUACUUACCUACGGCCGGAAGCUUAGUCGAACCUCUGAUUUUCAGUUCCAGUUCCAGUUACAGUUUUAACAUGGAUCACGGACGUUUGGGGUAA